GCGCAUGCGUCCUGACCGCCCGGUGAUGGCGGCGCCCGAGGAGUCGCUGAGGAGGCGGAAGGCCGAGGCAGCGGGCCCAGUGCAUGGGUCUCCGCCAGGGCCGGGGCGCGACCCCGCGGGCUGCCCGGCUCGCCUUCGUGCGGGCACCUUCUGGCUGACCAGGAUCGUGCUCCUGAGGGCCCUCGCUUUCGUUUACUGUGUGGCAUUCCUGGUGGCCCUCCACCAGAACAAGCAGCUAAUUGGAGACAGGGGCCUGCUGCCCUGCAGCACGUACCUGAGGAGUGUGCAGCGGCACUUCCGGGGGCAGGUCAGCUGGGAUGCUGUGAGCUACGCCCCAACCAUCCUCUGGCUGCUGGACUGGUCUCACAUGGACUCCAACCUAGACGCCCUUGCGCUUCUUGGGCUGGGUAUCUCCUCUUUCAUCCUGGUCUUCGGCUGCGCCAAUAUGAUUCUCAUGGCUGCUCUCUGGGUCCUCUACAUGUCCUUGGUCAACGUGGGGCAGAUCUGGUAUUCAUUUGGAUGGGAGUCCCAGCUUCUGGAAACAGGCUUCCUGGGAAUCUUCCUGUGCCCUCUCUGGACUCUGUCCCCAUUGCCCAGGGGGACCCCCACGUCCCGCAUCGUCCUCUGGGGCUUUCGGUGGCUGAUUUUCAGAAUCAUGCUCGGAGCGGGUCUGAUCAAGAUCCGUGGGGAUCGGUGCUGGCGGGACCUCACCUGCAUGGACUUCCACUAUGAGACACAGCCGGUGCCCAACCCCAUGGCCUACUUCUUGCACCGCUCCCCGUGGUGGUUCCACCACUUUGAGACCUUCAGCAACCACUUCCUGGAGCUUGUGGUGCCCUUCUUUGUCUUUCUCGGACGGCGCAUGUGUGUCCUCCACGGGGCCUUACAGAUCCUGUUCCAGGUGGUCCUCAUCAUCAGCGGGAACCUGAGCUUCCUGAACUGGCUGACCAUCGUGCCCAGCCUCGCCUGCUUCGAUGACGCCACUCUGGGCUUCCUGUUUCCCGCGGGGCCUGGCGGUCUCAAGGACCGAGUCCUGAAGAUGCAGGAGGAGGAAACCCGGGAGCCCCAGGCCCCACUGACAUGUGGCCGCAUGGCACGGCGCACUGCCAACCUGGCACUGGGUGUCCUGAUCACGUGGCUCAGCAUCCCUGUGGUCGUCAACUUGCUAAGCCCCCAGCAGGUCAUGAACAGCUCCUUCAACCCUCUGCGGAUCGUCAACACGUACGGGGCCUUCGGCAGCAUCACCAAGGAGCGCACAGAGGUCAUCCUGCAGGGCACGGCCAGCUCCAACGCCAGCUCGCCUGAUGCCGAGUGGGAGGACUAUGAGUUCAAGUGCAAGCCAGGCAACCUGAGGCGGCGGCCGUGCCUUAUCUCCCCAUACCACUACCGCCUCGACUGGCUCAUGUGGUUCGCCGCCUUCCAGACCUACGAGCACAACGAGUGGAUCAUCCACCUGGCCGGCAAGCUCCUGACUAACGACGCCCAGGCACUGUCCCUGCUGGCCUUCAACCCUUUUGCGGGCAGGGCCCCCCCCAGGUGGGUCCGGGCAGAGCACUACAGGUACAAGUUCAGCCGCCCAGGGGGCCGGCAUGCGGCCGAGGGCAAGUGGUGGAUUCGGAAGAGGCUCGGCCCCUACUUCCCACCGCUCAGCCUCCAGGACUUGAAGGGCUACUUCAGGUCACGGGAGUGGCCAUACCCAGAGCCCAGCUAGAGGCGGCCCAGGACUUGUGCCCCAAGAAAUAAAAUGGCAAGACCGUGG
Molecule: messenger RNA, 1759 nt
Organism: Camelus dromedarius (Arabian camel)
Lineage: Eukaryota; Metazoa; Chordata; Mammalia; Artiodactyla; Camelidae
Gene: LMF1
Product: lipase maturation factor 1
Exons: 11
Coding region: 5-1711 (568 amino acids)
Biological process (GO): protein maturation
Cellular component (GO): endoplasmic reticulum membrane
Source: RefSeq, a predicted model, not a curated record